AUGCGCAGAAGCCGCGUGCCCUUUCGUCUAAGUGCUUCUGCAACUCUGACAAUGGCGACUCGCGGUGUGGGGCUGCUGACCCGUUUACCCCUAUGUGCUCAGAAACGUCGCGUCCUGCAUCCUAUCCACAGGCUUCUCAGUUGCCCAGGAACUGUGGCCACAGAUGUCAGGAGAGAAGAGCAGUCCUUCGGAAGCGCGGAGACAGGCUCUGAAGACAGGACUCUCAAGAGAUUCUCUGAGGUGCAAAAAGAAAGACGAGAACAGGCACAGCGGACUGUUUUAAUACAUUGCCCAAAUAAAAUCAGUGAAAAAAAGUUUCUCAAAUAUUUAUCCCAACAUGGACCAAUUAGUAAUCAUUUCUUCUAUGAAAGCAUUGGUCUUUAUGCCGUUGUAGAAUUUUGUCAGAAGGAAAGUGUAGCUUCUCUGCAGAAUGUAACUCGUACUCCGAGCAUGGGAACAGAGGCUGCAAUUCCAUUCAGAUCACGUUUCUUCAGUUUAAAGUUGAAGAAUCCAUCAAACCAGAUUUCUGAACAAUCACAUAUACCAUUUAGUAAUCACUCGCCACCUCCAAACAAGAAGCUUUUUAAAUUACUUUGUGAUGCAGAAAGUAUAGAUGAUCAGCUGAACAUUCUGUUGAAGGAAUUCCAGCUAACAGAUGAGAACACCAGGCUCCGAUAUCUCACCUGUUCUCUUAUUGAAGACGUAGCAGCUGCCUAUUUUCCGGACUGUGCAGUCAGACCCUUUGGUUCUUCGGUGAACGGUUUUGGGAAAUUAGGGUGUGAUUUAGACAUGUUUUUGGAUCUGGAUGAAAUUGGAAAAUCUGAUGCUCACAAGACCUCAGGAAAUUUUCUGAUGGAAUUUCAAGUGAAAAAUGUUGCUUCAGAAAGAAUUGCAACUCAGAAGAUACUGUCUGUGAUAGGAGAAAGCCUUGACCACUUUGGCCCUGGUUGUGUGGGUGUACAAAAAAUAUUAAAUGCUCGGUGUCCACUUGUGAGGUUCUCACACCAGGCAUCUGGAUUUCAGUGUGAUUUGACUACUAACAAUAGAAUUGCCUUGAAAAGUUCUGAACUCCUUUACAUAUAUGGUGCCGUGGACCCGCGAGUGAGAGCUCUGGUAUUCACAAUCCGGUGUUGGGCUCGAGCACAUUCGUUAACGAGUAGUAUUCCUGGUGCUUGGAUUACAAAUUUCUCCCUUACAAUGAUGGUCAUCUUUUUUCUCCAGAGGAGAUCACCCCCUAUUCUUCCAACACUAGAUUAUCUAAAAACCCUAGCAGAUGCGGAAGAUAAAUGUAUAAUAGAAGGCCACAACUGUACAUUUAUUUGCGACUUGAAUAGAAUUAAACCUUCAGAAAAUGCAGAAACACUAGAAUUACUACUGAAAGAAUUUUUUGAAUUUUUUGGAAAUUUCUCUUUCAAUAAAAAUUCCAUAAAUAUUCGACAGGGGGAAAGGAAAAACAAACCUGAAUCUUCUCCACUGCACAUUCAGAAUCCUUUUGAAACUUCACUCAACAUCAGCAAAAAUGUAAGUCAGAGCCAGCUGCAAAAAUUUGUAGAUCUGGCCAGAGAAAGUGCCUGGAUUUUAGAUCAGGAAGAUAAAGAUCACCCUUCAAGUAAUCAGCUGUGGGGACUGGCAACUCUGCUGCUACCUUCUGUAGCAAAGAGUAUGUCUCAUACCAAGAAGAAAAAGAAGCCUGCAAGUGAAAGAAUUAAAAACUUGUUGGAAUCCAUAAGAAGUAGCAGUACAGAAAAUUCCAAAAACACCGUUGGGAAAAGAACAGUGAAUACUCAGGCGUAAUGUACUUUGCUUUAAGAGCUGAUUUUAUCCUAUAAAAUGAUCUUUGGACGACCUGGAAGAACUGAUGUGGGACUUUCACACAUCUCAGCUUUGAUCUGAUGUCUCUUUUCACGAUCUUCGGUCUUCUCACUGGGCCCUUUACCUGGUUUGAAGUUCUGGGACGUCUUCAGGCUGAUCAGUCUGCUACCCAGUGACAUCUUAUUAAAACAGCAGCCACAAGGAACAGGUGAAAGAAGAUUGGACUAUACUUUAAAUAGAAAAACUCUACAAAGUGAAUGGUAAAAAGCAGUUUUAAAAUCACACCAUUGUCGAUAUCCAUGUUAGUUCCUGGGUAUGUCAAUGAAUACAAUAAAGCUUCAAAUUUUGGUAGUA
Messenger RNA from Pteropus alecto (black flying fox), 2166 nucleotides. RefSeq names its product mitochondrial poly(A) polymerase (gene MTPAP). The coding region runs from base 1 to 1794 and encodes 597 amino acids. The record is from RefSeq and is a predicted model, not a curated record. The transcript has 9 exons. Gene Ontology annotation, cellular component: mitochondrion. Lineage: Eukaryota; Metazoa; Chordata; Mammalia; Chiroptera; Pteropodidae. Gene Ontology annotation, molecular function: poly(A) RNA polymerase activity.